Molecule: messenger RNA, 6522 nt
Organism: Odocoileus virginianus texanus
Lineage: Eukaryota; Metazoa; Chordata; Mammalia; Artiodactyla; Cervidae
Source: RefSeq, a predicted model, not a curated record
UUAGGAUUUUUCUGAAAGAUAAGGAAACAGACAAGAAGGAUUGUGACAUUUCAAAUGACCUCUGGGGUCCAGGUGGGACCCAAAUGCUCCCUUGGCCUCCGAGGUUAUUACCAUCCUUGUUUGCUUUGACAGUUAGAGGCACGACAUGCCUUUGUGCUGUUUGCAAAAAGCUGAGCGAGUUGAAAAGCAUAGAUUGAGUACAUUUCCAAUGGUGUUUGGGUCUGCAAGCAUUUGUUUUUUGAGCGCUGCCGUGUGCAGGGCCAGGGCUGCGUGGAGAGAGAGCGGUUUCCGUUGCGCAGACCGGCUGCCUGAUGUCCUAGGUGCUGAGAACGGCCGCCAACGAACCCUGCUCCUUUUCAUUUCGCCAGGUCCUCAUUUCAUCGGAAAACACGGUAGCAGCAGACGCACAGAGACUUUUUCCUCUUCUCCUUUCCCCCUUCUCCCCCCCUCCCUAGACCUCUCUGGGCUUUGACGUCACGUGUGCUCCUUUUGGUUGCCAUAGCAACCCCAUUCCCCAAGCCCUCUGUCCGUCUCCUCUGGUAGGUUCCACAAUGGUACAGGCAGCAUCGCGCUGCACAAUGGUUUCCAGGCAGUGAAAGAGGGUGAUUCAGCAAGCCACUCUUCGUCUUCUUCUUCAUCUUCUUUUUUUUUAAACCUCCCCUUCUCUUUUUAUUUUUAUGGGGGUGGUUGGUGCUUGUUCUGAGCUUACCUUUUUUCUUUUCUUUUUCGUUUUUACAGUAUUCCAUUUUUCUCCUCACCCCUCAAUUCCUAGGGGCUUGAGUGACUUUACGUUUGGGUUUUCUUGGCAAUCACCUGUCCAUCAUUAAUUUUAAACAAUUUCCCCACCUCCAAAGAAUCUAUUCCUUAUUAGUUUGGAAUGUGGUUAAUGAGAGACAAGUAGGGAGGAUUUCUGGGGCAAACACUGCUGGAUCAGGAUCGUAGUUCUCAAGCACGGAAUGGCUAGCGUGAGAAACACCAACGGCAACACCAUCUCAGAUCUCUGUUAUGGCAACUCAGGCAAGAAGCUGUUGAAUUAGACCCAUUUCCUGUAGAUGAGAAACCAUACAAGCAGUGAUAUUGUUAAUGUGGAAUUGCUAAGGAAAAAGAAAUCAUCUUUUCCCUUACCUGGGUCUUCCCUGGUGGCUCAGAAGGUAUUUAUGAGCCUCCAUUUAUUGUACUACUGCAGUGAACCAACCUUGGAUGUGAAAAUUGCCUUUUGUCAGGGAUUCGAUAAACAAGUGGAUGUGUCAUAUAUUGCCAAACAUUACAACAUGAGCAAAAGCAAAGUUGACAACCAGUUCUAUAGCGUGGAAGUGGGAGACUCAACGUUCACGGUUCUCAAACGCUACCAGAAUCUAAAGCCUAUUGGCUCUGGGGCUCAGGGAAUAGUCUGCGCUGCGUAUGAUGCUGUUCUUGACAGAAAUGUGGCCAUUAAGAAGCUCAGCAGACCCUUUCAGAACCAAACGCAUGCCAAGAGAGCCUACCGGGAGCUGGUCCUCAUGAAGUGUGUGAAUCAUAAAAACAUUAUUAGUUUAUUAAAUGUCUUCACACCCCAGAAAACACUGGAGGAGUUCCAAGAUGUUUACUUAGUAAUGGAACUGAUGGAUGCUAACUUGUGUCAGGUGAUUCAGAUGGAGUUAGACCACGAGCGAAUGUCUUACCUACUAUACCAAAUGUUGUGUGGCAUCAAGCACCUUCACUCUGCUGGGAUUAUUCACAGGGACUUAAAACCAAGUAACAUUGUAGUCAAGUCUGAUUGUACAUUGAAAAUCCUAGACUUUGGGCUGGCCAGAACAGCAGGCACAAGCUUCAUGAUGACUCCCUAUGUGGUAACACGUUAUUACCGGGCCCCUGAGGUCAUUCUGGGAAUGGGCUACAAGGAGAACGUUGACAUGUGGUCAGUAGGGUGCAUCAUGGGAGAAAUGAUAAAAGGUGCAGUGCUGUUUCCUGGCACUGAUCAUAUUGACCAGUGGAAUAAGGUUAUUGAGCAACUAGGAACACCAUGUCCAGAAUUCAUGAAGAAAUUGCAACCCACUGUAAGAAACUAUGUGGAGAAUCGGCCCAAGUAUGCAGGACUCACCUUCCCCAAGCUCUUUCCAGAUUCCCUCUUCCCAGCGGACUCUGAGCACAACAAACUCAAAGCCAGCCAAGCCAGAGACUUGCUGUCAAAGAUGCUAGUGAUUGACCCAGCAAAAAGGAUAUCAGUGGAUGACGCCUUACAACAUCCAUACAUCAAUGUCUGGUACGACCCUGCUGAAGUGGAGGCGCCCCCACCUCAGAUAUACGACAAACAGCUGGAUGAAAGAGAGCACACCAUUGAAGAAUGGAAAGAACUUAUCUAUAAGGAAGUAAUGAACUCGGAAGAAAAGACGAAGAAUGGCGUUGUGAAAGGACAGCCUUCUCCUUCAGCACAGGUGCAGCCGUGAACAGCAGUGAGAGUCUCCCUCCUUCCUCAUCCGUCAACGACAUCUCCUCCAUGUCCACCGACCAGACCCUGGCAUCUGACACUGACAGCAGCCUGGAAGCCUCGGCAGGACCCCUGGGUUGUUGCAGGUGACUAGCCGCCUGCCUGCGAAACCCAGCGUUCUUCAGGAGAUGAUGUGAUGGAACACACACGCAGACACUCACGCACACACGCAAACGCAGACACGCAAUGACAAGAAUGUGGCAAGGGAGAGAAUCCAAGCCUAAAAUUGAAACACAUCUUUCAGCCUGCUUCUUCUGCAGAGUUCUGUAUUGCAGCUAAGCCAAAUGUAUAUUUAACUCCUAGUUGCUCUUGCUUUGGUAUUCUUCCAAUGAUGCUUUUACUAUGGAAAGCAAAUCAAACACAAUUAGAGAAGCCUUCUCCGUAAAGUGUAAUUUUAAUGGCUGCAGAACCAGUGACCUGUAACUGCCCUUUCAAAUGGCAUGACAAGGUGUGCAGUGGCCCCAUCCAGCAUGUGUGUCUCUAUCUUGCAUCUACCUGCUCCUAUUGGCCUAGUCAGAUGGAUGUAGAUACAGAUCCGCAUGUGUCUGUAUUCAUACAGCACCACUUACUUAGAGAUGCUACUGUCAGUGUCCUCAGGGCUCUCCCAAGACAUCACGCACUGGGGUACCACAUGGUCCAUUUCAUGUGAUCUAUUACUCUGACAUAAACCCAUCUGUAAUAUAUUGCCAGUAUAUAAGCUAUUUAGUUUGUUAAUUGAUUAAGCUGUAUGUCUUAUAAGAAAAUGUGUAAAGGGUGGAAUAUGGGGAGGGAGUGAGUUCUCUUGGACCCUUGAAGAUGUAGCUUCCAAAUCUGAACUGAUUAAAUGGCACCUGUAAACCAAUUUGUAGAAAGAACAUAUGUGAUGCUUAUGUACAGUGCGGGGUGGGAGAGGGUGACAGUUUCCAGGUACUGAAUGGUUUGGCCUUUAGAAGGAAGGUAGGCAUAACAGCUGAGGGUCUUUUCUCGGUAGUGAGUGGGUAGGAGAGACUAGGGUAGUGUGGCUAUGUGGGAGGAAGAACUAAAGGAGGUGUGACCCAGAUUCUAGGGGACACCGACAUUCCUGUUUUAGAAAGGAGACCCUCAUUUGUCGUUUGCAAAUUAUGUGUCACAACUGAGAAGAGAUUGGCAGCUUAGGGAGGCAGGGUUAGUGUGUCCAUAUCUGAUGGGAACCCUUCUCUGAAAAAGAGUGGGGCUGCCUCUACAUGGUAUCCCAAACAAAAAAUGAGUUUGCCUAGGCUAUUUUUAGAUUGUGGGUUGUGUUUUCCAUGACUGUGCUAUUUUCCAGGUUUAUAUCUUGUCAAGGUUUUAUUUUGAGAAGAAAUAUUACUUCCCUCUUCUGGAAAUAAAAAAAAAAAGAUUACUUAAAAAAAAAAUACCCAAAUCCCAGGGCGAUCCUCAGGUUAGUAUUUGAAAACAUCCACAGACAUUCCUCAGGGGUUUCCCCGACUCCUUAACGUGGCCAAUGUCUCAUGUUUAUUUAUUUUUUCAUAAAUUUCAACAAUGCAAGAAGGGCUGAUCAUCUGAGUUUUGUACCACAAGUUGACAUGACAGCAAUAACUCUGCCCAUAAGUUACUGCUGCUAAAUAUCUUUAGCAAUAGAGUGUCUUAAAAGCCAUGAAGCAUUGAUGUCAAUGUUGAGCAAAAUCUCCUGAAUUUAGCUCAAAAAUAAAUGAAAGUGCUUUCCCAGGCACUUGAAGGAGGCACUGUGAAACAUCCUGGUUCCAUACAAGGUGAGACCAGGGUAACUUCUCAGCAAUAACAGGACCAGGUCAACCCUUCUCCCCUUAUUCACUCUAGUGAAGUAUCCAUCACAACUCUUUGCACUCUGACCAUUUUGGUGCUCACCAAUGUGGUGGUAUUUCACCUGAAGAAGAAGUGAAACACACAGGAUGGUUGGUUGAGUGUGAGAUGACUGGCAAAUGGAAUCCCUCUGAAAACAGAGCAGACCAGAAUGCCAGUGCUCUGAAAACUGCCUUAAACACAAUGAUAGGGGAGCCAUAUCUCUUCCUAAGCAAUAGAGUCAACUCCCACCAUCGCUACAGGAGCAAUGCUGCCAUUUAUAAGGGAUUGCUUUAUACCAUAGAUUUCAUGACAAGAGAUCAUUUGUUCAAAACGGAGAGAAAAAAUAUUAGACUGUGCAGCUCGUCCCCUGGAACAGAAGUGGCCCAGUGUCUCUGUCUUGCCGCCCUUGUUUUUGGUUAAUACUGCAGACAAUCUGAUCAGAAAAAGCUUCCACGUUCACAUGAGUUCAGUCAGUUUUCUUUCUGUCACUCUCUCUCAACUCUCCCCCUCACGCCCCCACCCCCUUUGAAGUUUCUCUUCUUUGCAUUUCUAUUUCUUUGCUUAUCUCCUUUGUCUGUGCUCUUCUCUUGCUAUCCCUGUGGCCUCUCCCCUCCUGGCUCUUUAACCCCAUGGGAUUAAGUGCAGAGAGCACGAAGCUGCUGAGAGAGAGAGAAUCCAGGAAGAAUUUCAUCAGCCACCAAACGACAUCAGGAGACAAAAGGAAAUCUCCAGCCAGCAUCUUCAAACCACUCAACAGUGAGACUCUCUCUCAUGUAUGUGGAAGUGAUUUUUUUUUCCCACUCAGAUGAAACCAGGCAAGAACUACCCAAAGUCCCUCCCAAUACCUGCUACUUCCACUUGCUACUUCCUUCUCUAAACUCGACUAGUCUGGCCUCUCCUGUUGUCUCUUGGAAACAGGUUACCUUUAGCCAGAACUCCCUCCAGCCAAGGAAAAAUGGAACAACCUUUAUAUUGAGAUAUCACGUAUUACAAAGCAAGCUAAGGGUUAGCUUCUUGACAGCUUCUACAAUUAAUUUUCCUACAUUAUCAAAGCAACAGGAGAUAGGCCAACAAAGAGAACCAUCAUUGCAAAAGUCCACCUGCCCUUCACAAUCUUGGGUCCAUUCUAUUGGAGUCUCUUCAGGACGUGAUUAUUUGUUACCAGAUCCACAGAACAUACUAUGUUCUGUACUGAGUCUUAUUUUCUUGAAAAAACAAAUAUUUCUGGUACAGUCACCGUUCCUUCAAAAGGUCUCUCCUGCUUUUCAGAUAUGGAAAUGUCAGGUCACUCGAGGGAAAAGUGAAGUUCCUGCCUAUGGUUGGGGUUCCUUUUGGAAUAUGAAGUUAGCCUGACUUUCCUUAAAGGGCAAGUAGUUUCAUAGUGAUUCUUCAAGAAAUGUUUUGUAGUAUUUUAUAGGAGGGAUAGUUACGUGUCCAUGUGCAGGAGGAACUAGAUUUUUGAGAGAGCUUGGCAAAACCACCACCACCACUUUGAUAUUUCUAUAUGUAUUCUGUUGGCCAAUGUGUUAAAAAAAGAUACACUGACCUGAUAACCAAAUUUCUUCUUGUGGAAUAAAAACUGAUAAUAAUCUUGCAUCUUCAAGAAUCUGAUGACUGAGCUUCGAGAGAAUGUACCCCAUAAGUGGACCAGGGCCUGGUCUGUUCCCUUCACUUGAAGUAAAUUGUUUAAUUGAAGGCCAGGGAGCUGGAUAGUUUUUUUCUCAAUCUGUUAUCAUUAUCAGAAAAAUAUUACCUAAGGAUACUGAUAGCAGCUGACUGGUAAAUCAGAAAAUAGGCCUUGACAAAUAGAAUAAGUAGAAUAGGUGAGAUUAGAUAAAUCCUUUUAUGACUUGCCAGGGAGGAGGGAUGCAGAAUAAGCAAAACAGACUUUAAAAUUGUAAACAGUCAUUGCAAAAUCUAAAUUAUUCCAGAUCUACUUCUAUGUAAUUCUCAACAUAUGAUAAUCUAAAUCUUAGAAGCAUUAUGCUCUGUGUUGAAUGCUAUCAACCAGGUUAGCUGAAGAGAAUUUAUCUUGUAUAGCUCAGAGAAAGGGAUUAAAUAGCCUGAGUAAUCUUUGAUUCUAACCACUUUGGGUCUGAAGAGAAAUCUCCACCCUCUACCCUGCUCACAAUACCCAACAUGCGUAUUUUCCACAGAGAUUAUUGAACCCAGAAUGGAAACUCCUUUCUCUAAGAACAACAAUCAACUUAUAAUGUACAUAGUUACACUAAUUAUUUUCCAUGUGAUUAAAAUAUAAGAUUUUAUCUCUUUUA